Messenger RNA from Saccostrea cuccullata (small rock oyster), 832 nucleotides. RefSeq lists its product as uncharacterized. NCBI's taxonomy places the organism in Eukaryota, Metazoa, Mollusca, Bivalvia, Ostreida, Ostreidae. Bases 323 to 832 code for a protein of 169 amino acids. The record is from RefSeq and is a predicted model, not a curated record. The transcript is spliced from 3 exons.
CCUGCGUAAUACACAUUCCUUCGAUUGAUAUUGUAAUUUCUCGUUUGGGGUCCCAAAUUAAAGAAUAGUUUAUUAAUAUAAAGUCACAAUCCAGAAGAAGAAACACAUUUAACAUUUGUUUUCAAAAAGGAACUUCAAAAUGAAAACAAGAUAGCGCCCUCUGACGGUUACAAACGCUUACGUGAUUCUUUACCAGACCCUCUGGGUGGUCGGAGAUUUACGGAGACAGCCGAGGGUCUGGUUGAACGAGACUAAAUAACAGGCAGUAUUGUUACUGUUUUAAAACUAAAAUAGGAAAUACCUUCAAUAUCCAUGUAACACCAUGACACGGAAGAAAAAUAUCGAUACACUACGUCAAGGAUGUAGCCCUAAAGACCAUUCGCCUGUUUAUCUCGCUAAAAUGAAUUUUAAAUGGAUAAGCAUUGUAUAUUUUGCUCUUCUUUUACACUGGAAUGUUUAUGGGCAAAACGCAUCUUGUAGCAAAGACGCCAGAACGUUGGACAGUUGUGACGGAAGUGAAGUUUCGAAUAACAAUAUUUAUAUUGACUUUGGAGAGAUUGAAUAUCAAUGCAGCUGCUCAAUUUCGCCUAACUUUAGUGGACAGGCGUUUUAUACUUUGGCCAGGAACCCGGGCUAUGAAAACUGUGGGACAGCAGUAAGAGUUAUAGAUAGUAACAAUGAGAAGUACAGACUUCCAUGUGCUACAUCCCUCGGUCCUGUGGUCCUAACUAACCGUUCUGGAUUUGUGGAAUUAGAACAAGUGAAUGGUAUUGAUGGACCAAAAGAUUACUGCUUACGCGUGUUUACAAACGGUAUUUUAUUUCAAGGUUAA